AUGCCCACGACCCCGGGCGGCCAGCUGGUGGCCAAGCUCCUCCUUAUUGGCAACUCAAGGUCCAAAAACUGUGCGUGUGCCACUGCGCAUGUGCGGCACAACGACCCAGACACGAAGAAGAACGCCCUGCUGAGGCGCUUCACCGACUCUGAGUGGGCCGCCUCAACGCGCACCACCGGCAUCGAUUACCAGCUUCGCACGAUCGAGAUCGACGACAGGACUGUCAGAGUGCAAAUGUGGGACACGGCCGGGCAGGAGCGAUUUCGGAGCAUCACCACGGCCUACUACCGCGGCGCUCACGGCCUCAUGUUUGUCUUCUCCGUCUCCGACCGGCGGUCGUUCGACGACCUGUCCAACUGGAUCAACUCUGCGACGCAGCACGGCAAGGCCCACACACCCCGACUGCUCGUCGGCGACGUGUCCUCCUCAGACGCGGGCGACCACCUGCCUCGGGUGGUGAGCCGCGAGGAGGCACUGGCCUUCGCCACCUCCGGCAUGAAGUACAUCGAAGUCGACGUGGGCAAGGGCGAGGGGGUGGAGGAGGCCUUCUUCACGCUGACGCGCGAUGCCGUGCGGCGAUACGUGGAGGGCCUGGCCCCGACGCGGCACCUCUAUGGCGGCGGCCCGGGCAUGCUGCCGAUGAGCCCCGCCAGCCUGGUCCACCUGUGCGUGGCCCACCUCGUCACGGCCCACCACGCCGACCCUCGAGCCCUCGAGGCCCACACCCGCCACCUGCCCGCCGAGCUCCGGGAGCGCAUAUCAUGCGCUGUGGCUGAUCCCUUGCUUUCGAUCGAAAAAUAA
Acanthamoeba castellanii str. Neff is the source of this 801-nucleotide messenger RNA. RefSeq names its product Ras subfamily protein. NCBI's taxonomy places the organism in Eukaryota, Discosea, Longamoebia, Acanthamoebidae. The record is from RefSeq and is a predicted model, not a curated record. Gene Ontology annotation, molecular function: GTPase activity; GTP binding. Gene Ontology annotation, biological process: regulation of exocytosis; protein secretion. The transcript is spliced from 6 exons. The coding region runs from base 1 to 801 and encodes 266 amino acids.